Molecule: messenger RNA, 2644 nt
Organism: Sapajus apella (tufted capuchin)
Lineage: Eukaryota; Metazoa; Chordata; Mammalia; Primates; Cebidae
Product: acyl-coenzyme A synthetase ACSM2B, mitochondrial
Exons: 14
Coding region: 801-2540 (579 amino acids)
Biological process (GO): acyl-CoA metabolic process; fatty acid biosynthetic process
Cellular component (GO): mitochondrial matrix
Molecular function (GO): fatty acid ligase activity; fatty-acyl-CoA synthase activity
Source: RefSeq, a predicted model, not a curated record
CAGACUCUGAACAUAGCCUGAAGGUGGAUCUGAUGGCUUUUUCACAUCCAUGUAUGAAAGAAAAGAGUGAGGGAAGUCUUCAAGAUUUGAUGUUGGAAGAACUUGAAGAAUAGGAGUGUCAUUUGCUGAGAUGGAUAAAACCACACCUGGAAUGGGGGAGGACAGGGAAGGAUAAGAUCAACAAAGUAUGCUGGAACAAAGUAUGUUUGAGAUCCCUGUUAAACAUCCAGGUGAAGUCAAGUAGAUGAGGACACAGGAGAGAAAUCCAGGCUGGAGACACACAUGUGGGGGCCAUUGGCAAGCCACAUGGUAUCCAAGCUAUGACAGUUGUUGAGAUAAUGUACAGAGUGAACAUGGAUAAAGAUGAGGGGGAAUAAGCAAAAGAGAUGGAAAACCAGUCAAAAGUGAUAUGAUGGGACCAAGCAAAGCAAAGAAUUAAAAGAGCGUUCAUCAAGCCUAUGUGAGCUCCAUUUCUCUCUGUUUGGCUGAAGCAAUAAUUUUCUGUCAUUCCUGGGCAUAAACCUGCCUCAGGCCCCUUGGACUGAAAGUGCAAAUCAAGUUGGCCUCAAAUGCUCUAAUGUUGUAAAGUUUAUAAACUUGGCUAGGAGGAUGUUACCCUUUGUAAGCCACCAAAGUUACCCUACGUCAAUAAUUAGCUGAUUCUGACUGGGGAUUCUGAAGCUGUCUGAGUUAUAUGCUCUCUUCCAAGGCUGUAGGAAUUCUGGAGCUGCUGGCUGGAGAGGAGGGUGGAUCAAGCUCUCCCUAGAAAGACAUCCUGAGAGAAAUUUGUAGGUCCGAACAUGUAUUGGCUGCGAAAACUUCAGGGACUCUGCACCCUGUGGGGUACUCAGAUGUCCAGCCACACUCUCCACAUUAAUAACAGGCAACUGGUGUCUGUGCCGUGGGGCCACCUGGAAGCUCCACCCACGUUUAACUUCACUAGAGAUGUGAUAGAUCACUGGGCUGAGAUGGAGAAGGUUGGCAAGCGGCCCCCAGGCCCAGCCCUCUGGUGGAUAAAUGGGAAUGGGGAGGAAGUGAUGUGGAACUUCAGAGAAUUGAGUGAAAUCAGCCAGCAGGCAGCCAACGUCCUCUCGGAAGCCUGUGGCCUGCAGCGUGGGGACCGUGUGGCAGUGGUGCUGCCCCGAGUACCUGAGUGGGCACUGGUGAUACUGGGCUGCAUUCGAGCAGGCAUCGUCUUUAUGCCUGGGACCAUCCAGAUGAAAUCCGCCGACAUACUGUAUAGGUUGCAGAUGUCUAAGGCCAAGGCUAUUGUGGCUGGAGAUGAAGUGGUCCAAGAAGUGGACACAGUGGCAUCUAAGUGUCCUUCUCUGAGAAUUAAGCUACUGGUGUCUGAGAAAAGCAGGGAUGGGUGGCUGAACUUCAAGAAACUACUAAAGGAGACAUCCACCACUCAUCGCUGUGUGGUGACUGGAAGCCAGGAAACAUCUGCCAUCUUCUUCACUAGUGGGACCAGUGGUCUUCCCAAGAUGGUAGAACAUUCCCAUUCGAGCCUGGGCCUCAAGGCCAAGUUGGAUGCUGGUUGGACAGGCCUACAAGUCUCUGAUGUAGCCUGGACCAUAGCAGACACAGGUUGGACGGUGAAGAUCCUAGGCUCAUUCGAAUCUUGGGCAACAGGAGCAUGCACAUUUGUUCAUCUUUUGCCAAAGUUUGACCCACUGGUUAUUCUAAAGACACUGUCCGGCUACCCAGUCAAAACCAUGCUGAGUGCCCCCGUUGUUUACCAGAUGUUGCUUCAGCAGGAUCUUUCCAGUUACAAGUUCCCACAUCUACAGAACUGCUUAACUGGAGGGGACACUCUUCUUCCAGAAAUUCUGAGGAACUGGAAGGCCCAGACAGGACUGGACAUCCGAGAAUUCUAUGGCCAGACAGAAACGGGAUUAACUUGCAGAGUUUCCAAGACAAUGAAAAUCAAACCAGGAUACUUGGGAACAGCUAUGCCCAAUUAUGAUGUGCAGGUCAUAGAUGAUAAGGGCAAUGUCCUGCCCCCUGGCAAAGAAGGAGACAUUGGCAUCAGGGUCAAACCCAACAAGCCUAUAGGCAUACUCUCUGGCUAUGUGGACAAUCCUGAGAAGACAGCAGCCAACAUUAGAGGGGACUUUUGGCUCCUUGGAGACCAGGGAAUCAAAGAUGAAGAUGGAUAUUUCCAGUUUUUGGGGCGGGCAGAUGAUAUCAUUAACUCCAGCGGGUACCGGAUUGGGCCUUCAGAGGUAGAGAAUGCGCUGAUGGAGCACCCUGCCGUGGUUGAGACAGCUGUGAUCGGCAGCCCAGAUCCCAUCCGAGGACAGGUGGUGAAGGCAUUUGUGGUCCUGGCCUCCCAGUUCCUGUCCCAUGACCCAGAGCAGCUCACCAAGGAGCUGCAGCAGCAUGUGAAGUCAGUGACAGCCCCAUACAAGUAUCCAAGAAAGAUAGAAUUUGUCUUGAGCCUACCCAAGAAUAUCACAGGGAAAAUUCAACGAGCCAAGCUUCGAGACAAGGAGUGGAAGAAGUCCGGACAAACCUGUGCCCAGAGAGAUGUCUAAGAGGCACUCAUUUGGAUUCCCCUAUUCUUUUUCUUUCUUUUCCCUUUGGGCCCUUGGCCUUCCUGUGAUGAUAUGAGAUUCUUUAUGAAAGAACAUGAAGGUAA